Molecule: messenger RNA, 2967 nt
Organism: Cynara cardunculus var. scolymus (artichoke)
Lineage: Eukaryota; Viridiplantae; Streptophyta; Magnoliopsida; Asterales; Asteraceae
Product: kinesin-like protein KIN-7G
Exons: 13
Coding region: 16-2799 (927 amino acids)
Biological process (GO): microtubule-based movement
Molecular function (GO): ATP binding; microtubule motor activity; microtubule binding
Source: RefSeq, a predicted model, not a curated record
GGGAGAGAGAUUGUUAUGAACGAUGUGUCUGAUUGGGAAUGUGUUGCUGACAACACAAUCGUUUACAAGAAUGUGAACCUCAGUGUGCCGGAGAGAUCCAUGUACCCAUCUGCAUAUACAUUUGACAGGGUUUUCGGUUGUGAUUGCUCCACAAGGCAGGUUUACCAGGAUGCAGCAAAGGAUGUUGUGCUUUCGGUUGUUGGCGGUAUCAAUGCUAGUAUUUUUGCAUAUGGGCAAACAAGCAGUGGCAAGACAUACACAAUGACUGGAAUCACCGAGUAUACUUUAGCAGAUAUAUAUGACUAUGUACAAAAGCACACUGAAAGGGACUUUCAUUUGAAAUUCUCGGCCAUGGAGAUAUAUAAUGAAUCUGUCAGAGAUCUGCUUAGCUCUGAUGGCUAUCCACUCAGACUUUUAGAUGAUCCGGAGAGAGGAGUUAUUGUUGAGAACCUCACAGACGAAAUUGUUAGGGACUGGGAUCAUGUGGUGGAGCUCCUUUCCAUCUGUGAAGCUCAGAGACAGAGUGGGGAGACAUCACUUAACGAAACAAGCUCUAGAUCACAUCAAAUCAUCAGACUGACAAUCGAGAGUUCUCCCCACAACUAUAUAGGCAGGGACAGCGCAAGUACGCUGAUCUCUACUGUGAACUUUGUUGAUCUUGCGGGAAGUGAGCGGGCAUCCCAGUCACUAACAGCUGGUACAAGGUUAAAGGAAGGAUGCCAUAUAAAUCGCAGUCUAUUGACUUUGGGAACUGUAAUUCGAAAGCUCAGCAAGGGAAGAAGUGGACACAUACCAUUCAGAGAUUCUAAGCUAACUCGCAUACUGCAAUCUUCUUUAGGAGGUAAUUCUAGAACUGCCAUCAUCUGUACCAUGAGCCCUGCAAGAAGUCAUGUUGAGCAAUCAAGAAACACACUCUUGUUUGCAAGUUGCGCCAAGGAAGUGUGUACUAAUGCCCAGGUAAAUACGGUCAUCUCGGACAAAGCUUUAGUUAAGCAUCUGCAGAGAGAAUUGGAUAGAUUGGAGAAUGAGUUGAGAACUCCAGGGUCUAAUCAGAUGAUAUCAGAUAUUACUGCAUUGUUGCAGGAGAGGGACCAUCAAAUUCAAAAGAUGCAGAAGCAAAUAGAAGAACUAACAAUUGAAAGAGACGAUGCUCGAUCUCAAGUUCAGGACUUACUACGUCUGGUUGUAAAUAAUGGAAAUUCAUUGAUACGGAUAGGUCCAGAUAAUUACCCUCGCCUGCGAGUGCAGAUAUCACCUGAACCUGAAAAUUACUUGCCAGAGACAUCAAUUGUGGAAGAUCUUCGUCACUCAUUUGAUGGAAGUGUUAGAACUCUUGCUUCAAGUCGAUACUCUCCAAGGCGCAGUGAGAGUAGUUUUGAGGAAAACUAUAUAAGAGUAACUGAAUUUGAUGACACCUCUCCGUCCAACAAUACUCCGUUAAGGCCGAUCAGAAUUGCACAAUUAAGUGAAUGUGGCUCUUGUCAUGAGUGGGACGAAGUUGACGAGAAAAGUAAUAGAACUUCCCAGGAAUUAUGCAAGGAAGUUUGUUGCAUUGAAACAGAGGAGUUAACUCCAAAAAUAUAUGUACAAUCAUACUGUUUGUCGCCUGAUGCAAAUAUUAGGAUCUCUUCUCAAGCAAUGUUUCAUGACGAUGAAAGCGAAACUCAUGAUGUGACAAGUACUAAAGGUGAAUACAUGUCACCCAAGUCAAAUGAGAAUGGAGAAAUGAAGGAACAUAAUAGAGUGGCACAACCACCAUUGAAGGAAGAUAGAGAAGUGGAAACGUCAUUGAAGGAAGACGGACAAUUAGAAUCAAGCCCUCUUGACAAAGAUAAUCACCUGGCAGAGUUUCCACAAAGUUUCAAAUUACCAAAGAGUAGAAGUUGGAGUGAGGGCAGACAUUUUACAUGGCUUAACAAGGUAGAAAACAACACACCACCAAAUGGUUAUGAGAAGUACUACACUGGAAGAGCUCAAAGUUUUUCUAUAAAGAGUUCUACUUUAAGCUAUGGUGUAGCAUCUGAAAAAGGUUCCCAUUCUUCUAUGGGCACCACUGACCUUAACAGUAAUGAAGCAGAAAAGAAGAUCUCCAGUGAUGAAGAGGAUUCAUCGAUCACUUCAGCCACCAAAGAACCUGCUGAGACUCGACAUGACGAGGAAGUUGAAGAUACCCAAAUUACAACCAUGAAGCGGAUGAAGAGUGUCAAAAGCAUCGGUUUGGAUCCAAUAGAAGAUGAGUUCAGAACUACAUCUUGGGCCUUAGAGUUCAAGAGGCUACAAAAAGAACUCAUAAAACUUUGGCAUGAUUGCAAUGUGUCCCUGGUGCACAGAACUUACUUCAUCUUGCUAUUCAAUGGUGACCCAACUGAUUCCAUUUACAUGGAGGUUGAGCGCAGACGGUUAGCCUUUGUAAAAGAUAUGUUCAAUCGGGUUAAUCUCGCUGUGGAUGAUGGCCAGACUAUCACCCGUGCCUCCACUGAAAAGUCUCUACGGCGGGAAAGAGAGAUGCUAACAAAGCAAAUGCAUAAGAAACUAUCAGAAGAAGAGAGGGAGAGUAUGUUCCUGAGGUGGGGAAUUGGGUUGAACACAAAGUACAGAAGGAUUCAGUUGGCUAACCAGUUAUGGAGCAAGGUGGAUGACAUGGACCAUGUCGCUGAGAGUGCUGUGAUUGUGGCCAAGUUGGUUGGACUGAUAAGAGAUCCUGGUCAUGCUCCUAAAGAGAUGUUUGGGCUAAAUUUCACAGCUUCACCCUCCAGAAAAAGUUACAGUUUCAAGCGUAGCUUGAUUCCGCUCUUGUAAGAUGGGUUUCAUUUCCUUCCAGGUAACAAGUCAAUAUAUGCACAUUUACAUCUAGUAAAUCAAUCAUGUUUUAGAUCCAUCUCUCAACUGAUUAUACUAGUAGGGGAAGCGUUUGUAUAGUUGGUCGACAUUCAUGUUAUGGCGUAUAAGAGUUUAACUGCAUUCUCC